Messenger RNA from Aspergillus affinis, 777 nucleotides. RefSeq lists its product as uncharacterized. Bases 1 to 777 code for a protein of 258 amino acids. The record is from RefSeq and is a predicted model, not a curated record. The transcript is spliced from 2 exons. NCBI's taxonomy places the organism in Eukaryota, Fungi, Ascomycota, Eurotiomycetes, Eurotiales, Aspergillaceae.
AUGUCAGCCUACUUCGAGCCCGAGGAGCUCCGCUUUAUCCUCGAACAGCUGGCCAGGGACCCGCAUACGGAGGAAUUCAGGAGUAAGAGAUUCCGUGAGACUUAUUCUCCAUUCAACCCUGCCCACCAUGACCACCGCGGCGGCGGCUACGACGACAAAGGCCGUGAAGUCAGGAUGUCGGAGAUUUCCGAGACUCCUCGGUCUGCAAGGAAGCCUACUCCCCUUCCAACUAUGGCGUCUGGUCAGGAGCCGAGUACCCCGUAUCCUGUGGGCGCGGGUGGCGCAGGGAAAAACCGAGCUCUGGCAACCUGCAACGUCGAGCAGAUUGGACAGAUCGGAAUCUGUGAGCGUAUAAAACACUGGCGUCGGUCGUCCUGCCACUGGCCUUUUCCCAAUGCCCCCGUGGCAGAAGGCGUACGCUAUGCGGCCAGCGUCGACCAGCUGGAAUUCCUCACGGAGAUUGCUACCUCUAACAGCGGCUCUAUAAACGGAGAUUGCAUUCAUGUGAACGGUGAUAUCGAAAUCCACGGCGCUCGCAUUAGCCCCGGUUCUCAGCAGCCUAUACUCCACCCUCCUGCAAAAAAGACCAGGGGCGGCAAGGCCCAGAAGCGCAAGAACAAAAACUUCACCUCUGGGCCUCCCCCAAAGAAUGGAGAGGAAAAGUCUCUUCCCGGACAAUCGGACGAAAUCAAUCAAGCGAUAAAUGCCAAGGACUUCUUUUUCAGCAAGAGACGUCGCAGCGCUCGCAUCGCAGCUCUCACUAAAGCUAAAAAAUGA